Molecule: messenger RNA, 3714 nt
Organism: Silurus meridionalis
Lineage: Eukaryota; Metazoa; Chordata; Actinopteri; Siluriformes; Siluridae
Gene: ddx11
Product: DEAD/H (Asp-Glu-Ala-Asp/His) box helicase 11
Exons: 27
Coding region: 810-3518 (902 amino acids)
Biological process (GO): nucleobase-containing compound metabolic process; establishment of sister chromatid cohesion
Cellular component (GO): nucleus
Molecular function (GO): DNA binding; ATP binding; hydrolase activity, acting on acid anhydrides, in phosphorus-containing anhydrides
Source: RefSeq, a predicted model, not a curated record
GGAAGAAGUUCUUAUUACUUUUUUGUCACAAGACUGUUGUUUAAUUAAACUGAUGCUGAGCUGUACGUUGGUGAUGAGUAGAUACACCACGAGCCAAUCAAAACAAGAUUGCCUGUAACAUCACAGCGGUUGAUGGUUUUGAAGACCGCUCUUGGGAGUGUCAGGAGCUGGAUGUGGUGGAGUUUAAGAUGCUGUGAUGUUCAUCUAUAGUGACGAGGAUGGUCAGGAUUAAAAAUUUGUUUAUUCGAGGAACCGUGCAGGUAGGACAUUUUGGAGACAAGGAGAAAGAGGUCAAAAUUAGAUGUUUAGUCAUGUGCAGAGGAGGAACAUGGGGUAUAUCAGUAGAAAGAUGCUGAGGAUGGAGACCCCAGGCAGGAAAGAGGAUGGACAUGGUGGAGGUUUAUGGAUGUGGUGAGGGAAAACAUGGAGGUGGUUGGUUUAAUAGAGGCAGGAGAAGGGGACAGGGUGGUGUGGAGACGCAUGAUCCAGAAGAAGAAGAAGAAGAAGAAGAAGACAAGAAUUUUAAGAAUACUAAAUAUCUUUUGUGAAUGAUUUUGCAAACAAAUGAGUUUGUAUGUACUGUAAUGUCUUCUUCGUUUAGUGACAGUGAUGGCAUUUGAUGAUGUUCCCUAACAGUAGUAGGCUGGGUCUCCUUCUCAUUGGCUGAUUCUCGUCAAUGGCGCGGACCUUCAAGGAAGUUCAGCUCCAAACCUGAAGGAGCUCUGGAGCCUGAGGUCCACCAGGAUUCAAAGAGUCUGAGUAAUAAAAGCAGUAAGCAUUUCAUCUUUUGAGACACAGAACAGCUCGGAAUGGAGAACCUGGAUGGCGUCGGUCGCUUCCCGUUUCCCUUUACGCCGUAUCCGAUCCAGGAGCGCUUCAUGGAGGAGCUCUACGACGUGCUCGAGCAGGGCAAAGUGGGCAUCUUCGAGAGUCCCACCGGCACGGGAAAGUCAUUGAGUCUGAUUUGUGGUGCUCUGACAUGGCUGAAGGACUUCGAGGAGAAGAAACGACAAGAAGCUGCGAAGCUCCUUGAGAACACAGUGAUCCCCAGGGCAGGUGAAGGAGGAAGGGACGGGGCAGGAGCCGAGGUUCAGGAGAAGAACGGGAGCAGUGCUGAUGCAGAGCUGGACUGGGUUUCAGAGUUUGUGCAGAAAAGAGCGGAGAGAGAGAUGGUGAACAAACUAAAGGAUGAGGAGGUGAAAAGAAAGAGGAGAGAGGACCGACUGGAGAUGAUCAGGCACAACGCUCACCUUAAACACGCCAUGAAGAGAAAAAACAACGAGAACAGCGAGACCGAGAAGCUCUUGCAGGUCAGUAAGCAGGACGUGGUCUCAGAAGAAGGACCUGAUGAAGACGAAGAGGACGGGCUUGUUGUUGCCGAUUACGAAAGCGACGAAGACGCCGCUCCCAAAAACAAACUCUGUGAUGAAGAUGAUGAUGAUGAUGAUCUGGAGGAAGAGCACAUUACCAAAAUUUAUUACUGCAGCCGUACACACUCACAGCUGGCUCAGUUCGUACAUGAAGUGCAGAAGAGCCCCUUCAGAUCCACAGUCCGCUUGGUUAAUCUUGGGUCUAGACAGAAUCUGUGCAUAAAUCCGGAGGUGAUUCGACUGGGAAGCGUCCAGCUGAUCAACGAUCGCUGUAUGGAGCUGCAAAAAAAUAAACACGGUAAACAGAACAAGGCGGACUCGGAGCCUAAACGUCGGCGAGGUGCCGUCAAGGCCACCUGUUUGUUCUCGGGCUACGAGAAGAUGAUGACGAUGCGAGACGAGGUGCUGGCGAGCGUCAGAGACAUCGAGCAGCUCGUUCAGCACGGCCGGGGGACACACACCUGCCCUUAUUACAGCACACGGCUGGCUAUUCCUGCAGCUGAGGUGGUGGUGUUGCCUUAUCAGUCCCUCCUUCACGCCGCGACUCGCAAGGCCUCGGGGAUCAAGCUGAAGGAUCAGAUCGUGAUUAUCGACGAGGCUCACAACCUCACGGACACCAUCACGGCACUGCACAGUGCUGAGGUCAGCGGAGCACAGCUGUGCAGGGCUCACUCACAGCUCUCUCAGUACUGCGACCGCUACAGGAGCCGCCUGAAGGCCAAGAAUCUGAUGUACAUCAAGCAAAUCCUGUUCGUGCUCGAGGGGCUUGUACGCACACUUGGAGGAAAGGUGGGCCUGAACCCUGUGACCCAGAGCACUCAGCCAGGGGCUGAACUGUUAACCAUUAACGACUUCCUGUUUAGGGCACAGAUCGACAACAUCAACCUGUUCAAGGUGCAGCGAUAUUUCGAGAAGAGUUUGAUCAGCAGGAAGUUGUUUGGAUUUUCUGAGAAGUAUGAAGGGAGCGGUGUGAGCGCACACACAAGCUGGAUGAAUAAGGAGAACCGCAGAACCGAAGGACUCGGACGCUUCUUGCAGGGCCUUCAGAAUAAAGCUACAGGUCCUGUUGAGAACCAGGGUUCUGCAGAAGAAAGACCGUUCAUGGCGUCUCCUAUGAUGCUGGUGGAAAGUUUCCUUUUCGCUCUCACGAGCGCCAACAAAGAUGGAAGAGUGGUGAUGGAAAAACAAGCAUGUCUGGCUCAGAGCAGUGUAAAGUUUCUCAUGCUGAAUGCAGCGGUUCAUUUUGCACAAGUUCUCAAAGAAUGCAGGGCCGUCAUAAUCGCUGGGGGAACCAUGCAACCUGUCUCAGACUUUAAGGAGCAGCUUCUCCUGGCAGCUGGAGUUCCUAAUGAGCGCAUCACACAGUUUUCAUGUGGUCAUGUGAUCCCUCCAGAGAAUAUUCUACCCAUAAUCCUCUGCGCUGGACCGUCUGGACAGGAUCUGGAGUUUACCUUUCAGACCAGAGACACCCCACAGAUGAUGGAGGAGACGGGGCGUGUUCUAUCCAACCUGUGCAAUGUGGUCCCAGGAGGCGUGGUCUGUUUUUUCCCCUCUUACGAGUACGAGAGGAGAAUUCUGGGACACUGGGAGAAGAGCGGAGUCCUCCAGCGACUUGAAGCCAAAAAGAAGAUUUUUCAGGAACCAAAGAAAGCAGGUCAGGUGGAGCAGGUGCUGUCUGAGUACUCCAGGUGCAUCCAGUGCUGUAGGAAUAAUGGAGGUGGCCAGACGGGGGCGCUGUUGUUCUCUGUGGUUGGAGGAAAGAUGAGUGAAGGGAUUAACUUCUCAGAUGAUCUGGGCAGAUGUAUCGUGAUGGUCGGAAUGCCGUACCCCAACAUCAAGUCCCCUGAACUCCAAGAGAAAAUGGCGUAUUUAGACAAACACAUGCCUCCUGUAGGUGGCAAAAGUCCAGGCAAGGCGUUAAUCGAAAACCUGUGCAUGAAGGCGGUCAACCAGUCAAUAGGCCGGGCGAUUCGUCACCGUGGUGAUUACGCCUGCAUCGUGCUGUGUGACCGGCGCUACGGCCGUCCUGCCACGCUGCGCAAACUUCCAGAGUGGAUCCGAAGCAGCACACACACUCACAGCAGCUUCGGGUCGGCUUUCGGCAGCAUCAGGAAGUUUUUCCUGGAGAAGCGACAAACACAGCACUGAGCACGACGUCACAUGACCUCACUUCUACUGUCCAGAUGCUGUUUAUGUUUUGAAGCCCUUGUGUUUACGUAAUCCUGUAAAAAAAACCUGUAAACAACGAACCUUUCCUUUCUUUGGACACUUUUUUCCCCGAUCGCCGUUAACGUGAGCCUGUUACUGUUUAAUGUGAAUAAAAUCGAGAUUUAAUGAGAUGAAA